Molecule: messenger RNA, 130 nt
Organism: Racocetra persica
Lineage: Eukaryota; Fungi; Glomeromycota; Glomeromycetes; Diversisporales; Gigasporaceae
Source: the annotation of a GenBank genome assembly
UUUCACACAACAUUCCUUAGCACAUACAUCUAGAAUAUACGGAGUCUUUAUGGAUGUUUCGACUUUAAAUGAGGAAUUUAAACUGUACUACCCACAUGGACGCGCUAGUAACAAUUUGGAAAAAUUCUAG